This is a messenger RNA of Oldenlandia corymbosa var. corymbosa, 2333 nucleotides long. The record is from the annotation of a GenBank genome assembly. NCBI's taxonomy places the organism in Eukaryota, Viridiplantae, Streptophyta, Magnoliopsida, Gentianales, Rubiaceae.
AAAAAAAGAAAGGCUCAAGAUUGGAUGUUUUGGUGAUUUGUAGUUUAGCUGUUGUCUGCCGCAUCUUAUUUUGAAUCUUUUUGCUCCCUCCUUUCAUUUCAAUAUAUGUCCACACUUUAUUUUCAGUUUCACACCGCCAAAUCAGACUACUAUUAAUUGACAAUGUCAUAAUGUGAAUAAUAUGAAAGUCUGUCGACUCUGCCCAAACAAAAUUUCAAAUCUCAACAACGCCAUUCCUUUCUUAAAAUCCCAUUUUCCGAUGUCCUCGAUUUCCAUUUUCUUAUUCCGUUUUUCCGACUAAUAUAUAAACACAGAAAAGAGGGAAUUCUUCUUUCUGGGUAAUUGUACUACUGGUAGUUGACAAUGGCGGGUACAUCGUCAACCUCGCUGCAAAUCCCUCAUCGGAGAUGGAAAGACAGAGACGAAACCAGCCCGGAACGUACCAAAAUCUGGACUGAACCACCAAGUAAUAAUAACAGUAAGCAGAGGAAUUCCAAUCGGAGAGUCCCUGUUAUUUACUAUAUUUGCCGGAAUGGCCAGCUUGAACAUCCUCAUUUCAUGGAAGUCCCUCUUUCUUCCCCAGAAGGCCUCUAUCUCAAAGAUGUGAUCAACCGUUUGAAUGCACUUCGUGGCAAAGGAAUGGCUUCCUUAUAUUCUUGGUCUUCCAAAAGGAGCUACAAGAAUGGAUACGUAUGGCACGAUUUGUCGGAAAAUGACUUCAUAUAUCCGGCGCACGGAAACGAGUACAUUCUUAAAGGAUCCGAGAUUUUUGAAGCCGCUGCUUUGACGUCGGCGACGGAUGAAACAGCCAAAUUACCACCGGCGGCGGAAACUCGAGGAGAUCAACAGGAGUUCCCGCCGGUCAAACCUCACCGGAGACGGAACCAGUCGUGGAGCUCAUUCGACAUCCACGAGUACAAAGUGUACGCCGGCGAGUCCGUCUCCCGUUCCGCCGCGGCGGAUGCCGCCACCCAGACAGACGACAAGCGCCGCCGCCACCGCCGCGCGAUCCGGAAGAUCGAGGAAGAGGAAAACGAGGCGGCGGAGAAAGCGGAGGCCAACUCCCACUGCCAGAGUUCCGCCAGCGAGAUAAUCGUUAGCAGCACCGACGAGAUCUCCGAGAUCUCACCGCCGCCGUCCGAUUCCAGCCCCGAAACUCUCGAGACCUUAAUGAAGGCCGACGGAAGAAUUCUCCUCCGGCCAGAAGCCGCCGCCGACGAUCGGACGGCGAACAAUUCUUCAACCGGAAAGACGAAAGCGUCGUCGGUUUUGAUGCAGCUGCUUUCCUGCGGUUCUCUGGGGUUCAAGGACUGUGGUCCCGGCGGCCAGGGGAAGGAGAAUGGAUUUUCGCUAAUCUCGCACUACAAGGUCCGGCUGCCACGUGGCGGCGGCAGGGCGAAGGAUUCGUCGGAGACUGAGAGUACGGCGGGGUCCACCAUCUCCGGGUUUGGAGGGGGGAUGAGGGUAAAACUGGAAGAUAAGGAGUACUUCAGUGGGAGCUUAAUAGAGACAAAGAAGAACGAAUUUCCAGCUCUCAAGAGAUCUUCUUCUUACAAUGCUGAUCGGUAAGUACUCUUUUUCUUUUCUUUUACUGCGCAGUAAUUAUUAUUUUUGCUUGGAUUUUUGUUGGGUUUCCAUUUUUACGGUAUUGUGUUCUGUUACAUUUUUGUCUAGUUUUACACAUUUGACUUUCUUGUGUAGUUCAACAAUUCACAUGUACAAUUUUGUCUUCCAAUGAUGAAUCACCAAUUCGAUUAACUAAGGUCUACAUUAAUGGUAGUUUACUUUGGAAUUGUCAAUUGUAACGUUAGGAAAUCAUGGAAAAUUUGAGAAAUAACCUAAGGGUUACUAAAUAGUACUCUCUCCGUCUCAUAAUUAUUGUCUAGUUUGAAAUAUCAUUAUCAGUACAAUUAAACUAAAGGUGAAAAUUCAAACAAAUUUUAGACAGAUGGAGUAUCAAGGAUUCAGUAAAGUUUUGGUUUGAUACAUAGUUGUAAUGGAUGGGAGGAAUCUUAGGAGAUUUGCUAGAGUCAUGAAAUCUGUUGUGAUGUUCUUACUAUUUUGGCCCUUUACCUAGUGGAAGUUGUGAAAACUGAAACCAACCAAAAUAUACUCUGUGGUGGUACAUUCUGUGCAUUUCCAAUGGGGCCAGAAGAGUAUUACCUUUUCAAUGAUGACAAAUUGUACAUAAAAAAAACAAAAAUACUCUCUCCGUCCCAUAAAAAUAGUCCACAUUGAAUUUUGAAUUUUGUACUCCUUCCAUUUUAAAAUAAGUGUCAUCCUACACUUUGUACAUAGUUUAAGAAACUCUUAAAUAUAGAAAUAAAAUUACU